AUGAGCUGCAUGAACAACUUCCAGAGGGUCCUGUACGCCUCGCGCUUCAUGCGGGUGUUCGGGAAAUUCAAGCGGGCGCAGCUGAGAGAAAAGCCGCAGAGGAAAAUAGGGCCCUUCAGCAACCCAGUGAAAAGGCUAGCCAGGCUAAAGGAGAAGGAGCGGCUGUUUUGCGACUUGGGGACGCCCCGUAUUAUUCCAAGGGCUAAGGGAAGCGGAAGGGAAAAAAUCCUGGAAGUUAUCAAAGCACCCAAAGUGAGCAAAGAAGUCUUGGAGAGACGACUAGAAUUUUUACUCUCCAAUGAAAGUGUCUACCAGCAAAUGUACAACAAAAUGUAUAAUGGGAUUACUCCCUACCAGUGUGAGCUCUUCAUGUGGGAGAGACAAAUGAGAGAUUUGAGGAAAAUUUAUAGGGCACAGUAUUUGCACAAAUUAAGUGAAGUCACCAGGGAAGAACGGGAGAAGCAAAUGAAGUUAAUUUUACAAACGAGGGAAGAUAAAAGAAGGCGUAGAGAAUUAAUAAGGGAAAGAGUAUUGGAAGAUAAAAAAAGAAAGGCCAUCUUGAAGGACCGUUUAUCUUUGGAAAAAAAAGUCACACAAUCUAUUCUAUUUAAAAGGCAGUCCAAUAGAAAAAUGAAUAACAUUUAUUGGCUAGCCAAACUGCAAAGGAAGAGUGAAUACUCUGAUGCGGACGAUUUUAAGAACAAAAUGGAGAGAAGCGGGGUAGGCGACACAGGGGGGGGGAGUACCUCACGGAGAGAAUACAAUGCGGGGGAAAAACUCGAUGGAAGUUCUAUUCGAAUGGGCAGCGGAGAUGAAGACCCCCUGUUCAAUCGUAACAUCUCCACGAGCGCCUUGUACAAAGAGCUAGGAUAUGAAGUAAGAGACGAAAAAAGUGAUAAUGCAAAAAUGUUUAAAGUGGACAAGGUAUACAGAAAAUUACUAGAAGAGUCAUUCGAGUUUUUGGAUGAAGAUGAAGAUGAAGAGAAAUAUGGGCAGAUGAGCCACCUGGAAAAUGAGGAAAAUGUGAGUCAUAAGGAAAGAGCGCAUAUUUUAUACUCCUCCUUUAGCGACGAGGAAAAGGUCAAACUGCUGGACGAUAAAAUAGCAUUACUUACCAAAAAAAUUGAAGAAAAAUCGUACGCCAAAGGUCUCGACAACAACAACAUUAUGUUUUACAUUCAGCUGCGGGAUAAGUUGGAGGCGUCCAAGCAGGCCUUCCUGGAGACGACCUACUUGAAAAAGGUGACAAAAGGGGAUUAG
Messenger RNA from Plasmodium vivax (malaria parasite P. vivax), 1260 nucleotides. RefSeq lists its product as hypothetical. The transcript has a single exon. The coding region runs from base 1 to 1260 and encodes 419 amino acids. The record is from RefSeq and is a predicted model, not a curated record. NCBI's taxonomy places the organism in Eukaryota, Apicomplexa, Aconoidasida, Haemosporida, Plasmodiidae.